Trichoderma citrinoviride is the source of this 1434-nucleotide messenger RNA. RefSeq lists its product as hypothetical. Bases 1 to 1434 code for a protein of 477 amino acids. NCBI's taxonomy places the organism in Eukaryota, Fungi, Ascomycota, Sordariomycetes, Hypocreales, Hypocreaceae. The record is from RefSeq and is a predicted model, not a curated record. Gene Ontology annotation, biological process: lipid metabolic process. The transcript is spliced from 2 exons. Gene Ontology annotation, molecular function: oxidoreductase activity, acting on paired donors, with oxidation of a pair of donors resulting in the reduction of molecular oxygen to two molecules of water.
AUGGCUUCCACCGCGCUGAAUCUGCCUGAAAAGGUGCCCCUCCGGCGCAAUGUGACGGACUCAACCGAGUCCUCUGCUGUCGUGUCUCCCAUCGACUCGCCCCGGCCUUCGGCCUCGUCGACGUCGCUGUCGUCUCUGUCGUCGGUUGAUGUGAACGGCGCCGACGGCAAGGAGGUCGAGUUUGGCCGCCUUGUCGACACAUACGGCAACGAGUUCAAGGUGCCCGACUUCACCAUCAAGGACAUCCGCGAUGCCAUCCCCAAGCACUGCUUCCAGCGCUCCGCCCUCAAGGGCUAUGCGUACAUCCUCCGCGACAUCGUCUGCCUGGCCACGACCUUCUAUGUCUUCCACAACUACGUGACCCCCGAGACGGUGCCAUCGACGCCCGUCCGCGGCGCUCUCUGGGCCGUCUACACGAUCCUGCAGGGCCUGUUCGGCACUGGCCUCUGGGUCAUUGCCCACGAGUGUGGCCACGGCGCCUUUUCCGACUCGCGCCUGAUCAACGACAUGACUGGCUGGGUGCUGCACUCGGCGCUGCUGGUCCCCUACUUUAGCUGGCAGAUCUCGCACCGCAAGCACCACGCGGCCACGGGCAACAUGGAGCGCGACAUGGUCUUCAUCCCCCGCACCCGCGAGCAGCACGCCUCCCGCAUCGGCAAGAUGGUUCACGAGCUGUCGGAGCUGACCGAGGAGACGCCCGCUUACACGCUCUUCAUGCUGGUCAUGCAGCAGCUCGUCGGCUGGCCCAACUACCUGCUUACCAACAUCACCGGCCACAACAACCACGAGCGCCAGCGCGAGGGCCGCGGCAAGGGCAAGCACAACGGCCUUGGCGGCGGUGUCAACCACUUCUACCCCAGCAGCCCGCUGUACGAGGCCAAGGACGCCAAGCUGAUCGUCCUCAGUGACAUUGGCCUGCUACUCGCCUUUGGCACCCUCUACUACCUCGGCAACACCUUUGGCUGGUACAACAUGGCCAUCUGGUACUUCAUCCCGUACCUCUGGGUUAACCACUGGCUCGUUGCUAUCACCUUCCUCCAGCACACCGACCCCUCGCUGCCUCACUACACCGCCGAGGAGUGGAACUUCGUCCGAGGCGCCGCUGCCACCAUCGACCGCGAGAUGGGCUUCAUCGGCCGCCACCUGCUGCACGGCAUCAUCGAGACGCACGUUCUGCACCACUACGUCGCCACCAUUCCCUUCUACAACGCCGACGAGGCCACCGAGGCCAUCAUCCCCGUCAUGGGCCAGCACUACCGCUCCGACGUCAAGGACGGCGCCGUCGGCUUCAUCCGCGCUCUGUGGCGGAGCGCUCGCAUGUGCCACUGGGUCGAGCCCAGCGCCGAGGCCAAGGGCCACGGCAAGGGCGUCUUGUUCUUCCGCAACCGCAACGGCCUGGGCACCAAGCCCAUGGUGCUGCCCAAGCCCGAGUAA